Molecule: messenger RNA, 2742 nt
Organism: Larimichthys crocea (large yellow croaker)
Lineage: Eukaryota; Metazoa; Chordata; Actinopteri; Sciaenidae
Gene: loxl5a
Product: lysyl oxidase-like 5a
Exons: 7
Coding region: 626-2236 (536 amino acids)
Biological process (GO): collagen fibril organization; peptidyl-lysine oxidation
Molecular function (GO): protein-lysine 6-oxidase activity; copper ion binding
Source: RefSeq, a predicted model, not a curated record
CAAAGUUGAGGGGCGUUGCUGCUAAUUACUUAAUAAGUCACGAGACUUGGAUAUACAAAUAGUAUUGACUCGCGCCUCACCACGAGCUCUGACUUUAAGUGAGGGUCCACUGCCAUCAUGUGGUGAGGAGGUCGACUUGGCCUCAGUGUGGGGAAUCAACAGGUUGAGUGCUCACUGUGUUUAAAUGUGGCCACUUUCAGUCCGUUGAAGGAUCACUUAAAGGGGUCAUUGUGCGUCAUGACGCACAGAUUUUCACUUGAAACCCUGACUGGAUAUUUUGGAAAUGUUUCAUGGUGAAUAGGUUGCUAUUUUUCUCCACCCAGAAAUAGUAAUAAUAUAAGUUGAAGCCCACCCAGUUGACGGUGGUGAAACGGUUAAACUGAGACAUGAGUACAGCUCAUUGCUGUUCAUGUGUGGUUAAAAGCAUUUUUCUGAGAGUAACUCACAUUACAAACAUAUGAAGACGUCUCAACACAAACCUUCUCUGCGGUGAUGCUGUGCGUAACUGCGUGACGGAGUCGAGCGUAUUCAAAACACCACCCUAUCACCCGUGUCAAAGUCAAAUGUUCGUUAUUAAUGUACGAGUGCUGGAGUUCUUCACUUAGAGACAUCAUCACAUUGAGCCAUGCAGAAGUUUGUGCUUGUUUUCAUUUUUCUAGAUGUUCUGGUGCGUUUGGGUACCGGUCAGCACUAUGUUGGACCGUGGAGACAACGGAUUCAGUGGGAGAAUAACGGUCAGGUGUACAAUUUACUGAGCACUGGGACUCAAUAUCGUUCACCUGCGCAGGUGAGAAGACGCACUCAGAUGUUAUUGACGACUAAAAACCAUUUUAAUCAACUUCAAGCUCCAGUUGCGUUCACGAGAUCCUCCAGGACCCGAUCUGGAAACUUUGGUGGUCACUCUCAACAAAACGACGCUAAUCAAGUGGAUGCGUCCGUUCUUAGUGCUGGUGAUGCGGGUCAGUAUUUACUCGCCUCGGGACGACCCGGGACACAAAGUCAGUCUCCACCGCGCGUCGCUACCAGAGGAGAGGCUCCGGGAUACCGUUCACAACAUGCAUCAUCUAACGGCACCUCUGCUGCGUCCACCGUCAUCCAGGAGUUCUCUGGCAGCGGAGUCCCAAGAGGAGGCCGGAGCACACCUGGAGAUGACGCUGGUGCACAACAGGCCACUGCCUCGCCGGUAAGAUCACCGGACUUUACGCACAUCCGUGGCGGCAGAAUAAGAUCUGACACCUCGGAAUCAACUGCCCGGUCACAUGCUACACCUGGAUGGGUCCCCGUGGCGGAGGAUAGUGGGAAUGCACGUCGCAUCCCGCAGCAAACCAGCGAAGGAGGCGCACGCAGCGCGCAAAGAGCGCAUUCACUGACCAGAGUUACACCGGAGUCAAAUGUUUCUCCCACAGCGCUUUCGAGUAACGCCGUAGAAAUACACUUUCCUCGUCCGAGGCCGGAUACAACACGGACUACGGACAUGAGUGACCCACGAGAUCCACACAGUAUUCAUCACAGGAACUCAGUUUUCUAUGAUGUUUACCCACCAGAUCGCAGAAACAGGAUCACUGUGCGCCCUCCACCUGCACCGGGCUAUGGAACCAGGUUCUUCCACAAUGGUCUCCCAGACUUGGUCCCUGACCCUUAUUACAUCCAAGCUGCCUCUUACAUCCAGAGGGUGCAGAUGUAUGCACUUCGCUGUGCUGCUGAAGAGAACUGUCUUUCCAGGUCUGCGUAUCAUCCAAGUGUGAGGGACCUCGACUACAGAGUCCUGCUGCGGUUCCCACAGCGAGUAAAGAACCAAGGAACAGCAGACUUCCUCCCAGUGAAACCCAGGCAUGAAUGGGAAUGGCACAGCUGCCAUCAGCAUUACCACAGCAUGGAGGCCUUUAGUAACUACGACUUGUUGGAUGUCACCACUGGACAGAAGGUCGCAGAGGGACACAAGGCCAGUUUCUGUCUUGAGGACACUUCCUGUGACCCGGGAACACGACGACGCUUCGCCUGCACUGUUCACACACAGGGGCUCAGUCCUGGUUGCUACGAUACAUAUCACGCCAACAUCGACUGCCAGUGGAUCGACAUCACUGAUGUGCCACCUGGAAACUACAUCCUCAAGGUGACAGUGAACCCCUCACAGCUGGUUCAGGAGUCGGAUUUCUCCAACAAUGAGGUGCUCUGCGACAUAAGGUACACAGGAAGCUAUGUCCAGGCAAGAAACUGCAGGAUCACAGUAAGCUGACCUGACUGAAGCUUUCCCACGGGUAUUACAUUACCUUCUUAUUGCUCUUAAUCUACAGUUGCUACUCUGUUGUGCAGUUUUACAUUAAAAUGUUUGCUACUUUAUAAAUUAAUCUGUUUGUAUUUAUGUCAUAUGGUAUAUGUGUGUUGUUUGUAGCAAUGCAAGGCUGUACUGUUUGCUGUAUGUCUGCAGAAAACUUGAAGAAAACAUGUUAGUGUGAUUGACAAAUAUUCACAAUUCAUGCUGUGUGACUUGGCGUGGUGCUCUUCUCCCCUGAACUUUAUUAGCAUUUUGUCAGCGAAGCAAUCCUCUGUCUAAUAUUCACAGCAUAUUUGUUGAAGUGAAGGAAGUGCUGUUAAGAUAUGAAAAACUAAUACUUAUGCAUGCAUUUCAAGCAGUAUGGUCUGUAUGAUUUUGUGUAUAGUCUGUUCGUUUACAAUCUGGUGAAACAGUUGAUUGUUUGAAAGCUGUUCUGGAUUUUUAUUAUGUUUUAUAAUAAAGUUUAU